Conger conger (European conger) is the source of this 541-nucleotide messenger RNA. RefSeq names its product C-C motif chemokine 14-like. Gene Ontology annotation, cellular component: extracellular region. The transcript has 4 exons. Gene Ontology annotation, molecular function: chemokine activity; CCR chemokine receptor binding. Lineage: Eukaryota; Metazoa; Chordata; Actinopteri; Anguilliformes; Congridae. The record is from RefSeq and is a predicted model, not a curated record. Gene Ontology annotation, biological process: cellular response to interleukin-1; cellular response to type II interferon; positive regulation of GTPase activity. Bases 77 to 457 code for a protein of 126 amino acids.
GAAAGACACUAUACGAAAAUGUAGACAAUAAAAUAAAGUAAAGUAUAUAAAACAACAAACAACAAUAGGUUGGGACAUGGCAAGAAUGAGAUGGAGGGGUCAGUUAGGAGUAGGGAGGAAAAGCAAGAGUGAAAAGGCUCCAGUCAAGAUGAACCCAAAGAUGAACUUGAGCGCCCUGGUGAUCGUGUUGCUGUUCUCUCUGAAGCUGGUCUCUUCUGCUCAUGGCCCCAACACAGGGAAGGACUGCUGUCCAAGGACACAGAAGGCAAAGAUCCCGUUGAAACAGAUAGUCUCCUACUAUAAAACCAGCAGCAGCUGCGCCCUGCCGGCCCUUGUAUUUGUGACUAAACUCGGAAAACACUGGUGUGUGAAUCCCGCUGAUGGCUGGGUGAAGAGCCAUGCAGCUGCUGUGGACCGCAGGUUGGCCAGCACUCCAGCGAUGAGCACCAGAGCCUAAGGCCUACUGCCCUAGCAGGCUGUCAAUCAUCUACAUUUCACAUUUUAGUCAUUUGGCAGAUGCUUUCAAUCCAAAGGUUCUUUA